CACCCUGACUCAUUCCUACCCUUUUCUUCUCAAAUUUCUACCCACACAGUACGCCCACGCCAUACCCUUCGAUAGCCCAUCACCACCACCAACGCCACCGCUACUACCGGCCGCGACAACUCCCUUCCAGCGACCUAAUUACGGAGCGCUAGAGCUCACUUUCGGAGCCAAGAACUGCCACCCCCCUCUCUAGGCUCGACAAUCCGUACAAUACUCAAGGAUUGAAGCUUGUUGAGCCCUUUGCUUGACAAUGAUAUAUACAGCGAUUGACAAUUUCUACUUGACCGAUGAGCAGCUAGAGAACUCACCUUCUAGGAAAGAUGGUAUAGAUGAAGCGACCGAAACUGCCCUACGAAUCUAUGGCUGUGAUCUCAUCCAAGAAAGUGGCAUCUUGCUUAAGUUGCCUCAAGCAAUAAUGGCCACUGGCCAGGUUGUAUUCCAUCGUUUCUACUGCAAGAAGUCAUUUGCCCGCUUCAAUGUGAAGAAAGUUGCUGCAGGCUGUGUGUGGCUUGCAUCAAAGCUGGAGGAAAGCCCUAGGAAAGCAAGACAAGUCCUCAUUGUUUUCCAUAGAAUGGAAUGUAGGAGGGAGAACUUGCCCAUAGAGCAUUUGGAAAUUGGAUCGCUGAAAUAUCAUGAGCUCAAGACAGACUUGAGUCGAACAGAAAGACAUAUAUUGAAGGAGAUGGGAUUCAUUUGUCAUGUUGAACAUCCUCAUAAAUUCAUAUCUAACUACCUCGCCACCCUUGAAACACCUCCAGAACUGACGCAAGAAGCUUGGAAUCUCGCAAAUGAUAGUUUGCGUACGACCUUGUGUGUUCGAUUCAAGAGCGAGGUUGUGGCCUGUGGGGUUGUCUAUGUUGCGGCACGUCGGUUCCAGGUACCCCUUCCUGAGAAUCCUCCAUGGUGGAAGGCCUUUGAUGCAGACAAGUCUGGGAUUGAUGAAGUUUGUAGUGUUCUGGCUCACCUGUACAGCCUUCCUAAGGCACUGUACAUUCCAGUCUGUAAGGAUGGAGAUUCUUUUACAUUUUCUAACAAGUCAAGGGAUUCGCAAUCUCAGUUUGUACCCAAGGAGGUUCAGCAGACUAGCCCUACAGCUAAUGCCAAGCCAACUUCAGCAGCAGCUAAUCCAGGAUCUGGUGGAUCCAAAGAUGUAUUGAUAAGAGUAGCCAUUGACAAGUUGAAGGAGACUAAGAAAAGUGAUGAUGAGCCAUUGAACGUGCCUGUUGAAGGAGAUGCUAGAGAAGAGCCCAUGCUAAAAUCCUAUCCCGAGCACAGGACAGAGGCAAGUAGGGAGCGAAAUAGGGAGAGAGAGAAAGAGAGGGAAAGGGACAGGGAAAGGGAGAGGGAGGACAGAAUAAAGGCUCGUGAUCGUGAUAGGGGCAGAGAUUCUGACCGGGAAUGGGACCGAGAGGAAAGUGAGAGGGACAGAGAUAAAGUCAAGGAUCGCAGUCAUCUUUCUAGGGAUAGAGGAAAGGAUUCAGGAGGACGCUCAAGACACCACUCAUCACGAGAUCGUGACUACUACAGUUCCUCUUAUUCUUCAAGGGAGAAGGAUCGCCAUAGACAUCGUUCAUAAUCUUAAACCUGUCUUUGAGGCAUGUUAUUUGUAUUCAUUCAUCUCUGUAAGUCACGUUUGGCCUGCAGGUAGGAAAUACAAAGUAGUGGAGGAAAAUGAAAAUAUGCUUCAUUGAAACAAUAAUUACUGUUGACUGCAGAUGUAUGACCUGAUUUGCAAAUCAACCUCUGUACAAGAUCAACUGUUGAUUUUGUACACAGCUAUCGAUAGUGCUGCUAGUACAAUUAGUUCUACAUUUCGUCUCAAUCAAAAUGCUUGGAGUUUAUUGUACUGGGGUAUAAUCAGUACAUUUUACCCCCUUUUUUUUUUCGUUUCGCUCUAAAUUCUGAGCUGUUUCGAACUGUUCAGACCAUCCCAACUAGAAUUUGCAUUCUAGUAUGGAAUUUGAUUUAUGGCAUUUGUGUGCUUUUUUCGUUUAAACUCAAAUGGUGUAUAUAUAUAUAUGUAACCUUUUAGUUCUUGGUAGCAUUGUUGUAAUUUUGAGUAUGAAUGAUAUUUUUGUAAUUUUGAAUCUGUUCCCUCA
Molecule: messenger RNA, 2099 nt
Organism: Carya illinoinensis
Lineage: Eukaryota; Viridiplantae; Streptophyta; Magnoliopsida; Fagales; Juglandaceae
Product: cyclin-L1-1-like
Exons: 9
Coding region: 251-1576 (441 amino acids)
Biological process (GO): regulation of transcription by RNA polymerase II
Cellular component (GO): nucleus
Molecular function (GO): cyclin-dependent protein serine/threonine kinase regulator activity
Source: RefSeq, a predicted model, not a curated record